AUGUGUAAUUGUCAUCAUCAUAAAAGAGGAUGCCCGGAAUCUGAAUCUGAUCCAUCAUCAUUCUUGCAAGAAACAUGGCAAUCACCCUUGGACGAAAGCAUUCAAUCCUCUGGUGAAUUUUGCUCACCUCAUUGUUUCCAUUCAAAUUCAAACCCGCGAACUCCAAGAACCCCUCCAAGAACACCUCCAAGAACACCUCCAAGAACACCUCUAAGAACACCGCCCAGAACACCCUUGUCGGAGUUAACCCGCGAAAUUCCACCAAGCGCGCCGCUCAGAAUCCUGAGAGAGCGGCCCGAUCUAUCAAUGGGAGUAGCUAUAGCGUCUCAUCGUUUGGAUUUCGAGGCGAUAAGCGAAUACGAGGAUAUGGACGAGACAGAUAUAGAGGAAUCGGAUGUAUCCGGCAAGUUUCUCUUCUCCUCUCUCUUCUCUUUAUAAAAAUUAUCGCAAGAAUUUUUUACACCGAUAUCAAUUUCCCCAACUAGGAGAACUUUUAGC
Messenger RNA from Apis dorsata (giant honeybee), 498 nucleotides. RefSeq lists its product as uncharacterized. The transcript is spliced from 3 exons. NCBI's taxonomy places the organism in Eukaryota, Metazoa, Arthropoda, Insecta, Hymenoptera, Apidae. The record is from RefSeq and is a predicted model, not a curated record. Bases 1 to 438 code for a protein of 145 amino acids.